Messenger RNA from Hippopotamus amphibius kiboko, 510 nucleotides. It is a transcript of the gene PLAC9, whose product is annotated as placenta associated 9. The record is from RefSeq and is a predicted model, not a curated record. The transcript is spliced from 4 exons. Lineage: Eukaryota; Metazoa; Chordata; Mammalia; Artiodactyla; Hippopotamidae. Bases 85 to 423 code for a protein of 112 amino acids.
UCCCGGGCGGGCCGGCGAGAUCCCGGGAAGGGCGGGGAGGGCGGCCGCGGGCAGACGCGGCGCUGCGCUCCGCCGGCCGGCAGCAUGCGGCCCCUGCUCUGCGCGCUGGCCGGGCUCGCCCUGCUCCGCGCCUCGGGUGCCUUCGCGGCUGCUGAGCCCUUCAUCCCCUCCGGAGGAGACCUAGCUCGGACCACAGGGUGUGACAGAUACAUGGCUGUCCACGGCCGGUUAGACGUCAUAGAGGAGACGGUGGAGAAGACGGUGGAGCACCUGGAGGCAGAAGUGAAAGGCCUGCUGGGUCAGCUGGAGGAGCUGGCCUGGAACCUGCCCCCGGGCCCCUUCAGCCCAAUCCCCGACCUCCUAGGAGACAGAGACGAUCGCUUUGGAGCACCAGAGCAGGAGCCACCCAGCAGCUGGCAGUGAUGCAAUAGCUCUCCUCUGAGAACAGAGCCAUGCAUUCUGGCCUGCCUUCUUCAGCUCUGUGCAAAAUAAAAGCUACUCCUUUGGUCC